This is a messenger RNA of Amphimedon queenslandica, 1288 nucleotides long. RefSeq names its product eukaryotic initiation factor 4A-III. Bases 45 to 1268 code for a protein of 407 amino acids. NCBI's taxonomy places the organism in Eukaryota, Metazoa, Porifera, Demospongiae, Haplosclerida, Niphatidae. The record is from RefSeq and is a predicted model, not a curated record. Gene Ontology annotation, molecular function: ATP binding; nucleic acid binding; RNA helicase activity. The transcript has 11 exons.
CCGUAUUCUUACUUCAUUCAUCGUGUAAUUCGUGCUGUGUGAAAAUGGCUACUGUCGAUAAGGCAAAGGCACAGAGGAGAGCUCUUCUUGGAGACGAAGACGCUUCGAUGGUGUUUGAAACCAGCAAGGGAGUGGACGUGGUGGCCACCUUUGACGGAAUGAACCUCAGGGAAGAUCUACUGAGAGGAAUAUACGCUUAUGGGUUUGAGAAGCCUUCAGCUAUUCAGCAGAGAGCCAUUGUCCCCAUCAUUAGAGGAAGGGACGUCAUAGCUCAGGCCCAGUCUGGUACUGGCAAGACAGCGACAUUCUCCAUAGCCAUACUCCAAAAGACUGAUAUCCAGUUACGUGAAACCCAAGCACUUGUUAUGAGCCCAACCAGAGAACUGGCCACUCAAAUACAAAAGGUUAUACUUGCCCUGGGUGAUUAUAUGAAUGUCCAGUGUCAUGCUUGCAUUGGAGGCACUAAUGUUGGAGAGGACAUAAGGAAGCUUGACUAUGGACAGCACAUUGUUGCUGGUACCCCUGGAAGAGUGUUUGAUAUGAUUAAGAGGAGAAACCUCAGGACACAGUCCAUUAAGUUGUUGGUUCUUGAUGAAGCUGAUGAAAUGCUAAACCAAGGUUUUCAAGAGCAAAUAUAUGAUGUAUAUCGCUACCUUCCGCCUUCAACCCAAGUUGUGCUUGCUAGUGCUACCCUUCCUGUUGAAAUACUCCAAAUGACUCAGAAAUUCAUGACCGAUCCCAUACAAGUCUUAGUAAAACGUGAUGAGUUGACUCUAGAAGGCAUAAAGCAGUUCUUUGUUGCUGUUGAGAAGGAAGACUGGAAGUUUGACACCCUCUGUGACCUUUAUGACACACUCACCAUCACUCAAGCCGUCAUCUUUUGCAACACAAAGAGAAAGGUUGAGUGGUUAACUGAGAAGAUGAGAGAAGCUAACUUCACCGUUUCAUCAAUGCACGGUGACAUGCCACAGAAGGAACGAGAAACUAUAAUGAAAGAGUUCAGAGCCGGAGACAGUCGAGUUUUAAUAACCACAGACGUGUGGGCAAGAGGUCUUGAUGUUCAGCAGGUCUCUCUUGUCAUUAAUUAUGAUCUUCCUAACAGCCGUGAGCUCUACAUCCACAGGAUUGGUCGUUCUGGUAGAUAUGGCAGGAAAGGUGUUGCCAUUAACUUUGCAAAGAAUGAUGACAUCCGCAUACUGAGGGACAUUGAGCAGUACUACUCCACACAGAUUGAUGAGAUGCCCAUGAAUAUUAAUGAACUUGUCUAACGUUUAUUAUCCAAGUAUAA